CUUCUCGGUCAGCCCAUAAGGUACGCAUCUCCUUUUGGUUCAAUCCUUGUUGAGUGCAAAGAUUUCUAUGAGCAGUCGAGGGGCCUUUGCUCAGUGCCAUUCAAUUCUUUCUGGUUACAUAGUUUGGGGAAAAGAUUCAAAGUCCUGAGCCCAGGUAACAAUAGAUAACACAAACAUUUUAAGCUACUUUUCAGUACUGCAGAUUAGAACGCUAUCUCAUGAGAAACUCAUUGCCAAAGAUUGGUAAAAGGUGUGCAGAACGUGUCGCAGACAAUACCGCGCAGUGGAGAUACGACCAGUAGCGAUCACCUAUAAGACAGAGUCUCAGCGAGUGUAGAGACACAGGAGCUGUAUCAUUAGCUGUACCUAUAAGACAGAGUCUAUGGUACAAGUCAUAAGUAAGGUC
Messenger RNA from Mycena citricolor, 406 nucleotides. The record is from the annotation of a GenBank genome assembly. NCBI's taxonomy places the organism in Eukaryota, Fungi, Basidiomycota, Agaricomycetes, Agaricales, Mycenaceae.